GAGAGGGGGUGCGCUUGUUGCUGUUACGCUUGUGGGCAAUGGGGAGCUCCCUCAGCUGUCGUCGAUAGUAAGCAACUCUCGUUCGUAUAGCGUACCGUUCUUUGGUAGGUUUGGAACAUCGGAAAAUGCCCUUCCAGAACAGGGCUAGUGGGAAGGUCGUCGUCAUCAAAAAAAAAAAAUCAAAUAUCUCCCCUUUUCAGUUCACAACUGCUGCGCCGCUUCAUCGCUUGAAAAAUCAACCGGCCACUCCUCCAGGAGGCCAUGUGUACUCCGUAUGGCAUGCUCACCACCUUAGCUGCCUUUUAGCGUCGGGUCAGUGGAGCAUUUGGGCUGGACGCAAGCAACGGUGUCAGGCUUCCUCGGCCUACGAUUGGCACAAGCCUUUGUGAUCGAUGCAGGGUGCUAAAGACCGCCCAUCUUCCGCCUCCAUAGUUCCGUAUUCACCCCGGUCGCUUGCCGUUCACCGGCCACCUCUAAUUAUUCAUCCUU
Aspergillus pseudotamarii is the source of this 489-nucleotide messenger RNA. RefSeq lists its product as uncharacterized. NCBI's taxonomy places the organism in Eukaryota, Fungi, Ascomycota, Eurotiomycetes, Eurotiales, Aspergillaceae. The record is from RefSeq and is a predicted model, not a curated record. The transcript has a single exon. Bases 126 to 389 code for a protein of 87 amino acids.